AUGGAGAAGAUUAGUUCUCUGGGCGCUGACAAGAGAAUAUUAAAAAGGCCUUUGAGAAGCGUUGUAACUCAUCAUCAUCAUUAUCAACUCUUCACCCACAUCAUCACAAGACUUCUACACCACCAAAACUACAACCUUCAAACCCACACUUUUAAAACAAUACAAUGUUCUAACAAAUCAUCCAGCAAAUCAAUCAAGAUGACUCAAUCCAACGACCAGAAGAUUGCCGAGACUCAGGCCAACCUUCCUCUCCCCGACCAGCCCCCCACUGCCUCUGACUGGCAGUCCGCUGACGCCCGUAACGUCAACGUUGGCGCCGGCAAGGUCGAGGGCUCAGUUGGCACUGAUGCCCAUGCCCAGUCUGGUCUCCGUGAGCCCGCUACCAAGGGCGAGGAGGUCGACUUGAGCAAUGUCGGCCGCGAGGGUGUUGAGAAGAACCAGCAAUAA
Molecule: messenger RNA, 447 nt
Organism: Fusarium venenatum
Lineage: Eukaryota; Fungi; Ascomycota; Sordariomycetes; Hypocreales; Nectriaceae
Source: RefSeq, a predicted model, not a curated record